AUGCGCGGCGGAGGGACUGCGCGCAGCUCCAGGGCCCUGGCGGCAGUGAGCUGGCGCCCGGCGACCUGGCACCCGCGCCUGGCUAUGGGGCAUCUACCUCGCCUCAGGAGCAGCACCAGCCACAGGAACCUGCCGCAUCUGUUUCUGUUUUUCCUCUUCGUGGGACCCUUCAACUGCCUCGCGAGUUACAGCCGGGCCACGGAGCUUCUGUACAGUCUGAACGAGGGACUGCCCGCCGGGGUGCUCAUAGGCAAUCUGGCCGAGGACCUGAGGCUGGUACCCAGGGCCUCCAGGAGGCAAGACCAGCAGCUGCAGGCGCCAGAACGCGCCAGUGUGGAGCUGAAUCCCCCGCUCUCCUUCAGCCUGGCCUCGCGCGGACUGAGUGGCCAGUACGUGACCCUGGACAACCGCUCCGGGGAGCUGCACACUUCGUCCCAGGAGAUUGACAGGGAGGCCCUGUGCCUGGAAGGAGGUGGAGAAACUGCCUGGGGCAACAGCAUCUCCAUCUCCUCCUCUUCUUCCUCUGACUCUUGCCUUCUGCUUCUGGAUGUGCUGAUCCUGCCUCAGGAAUACUUUAGGUUUGUGAAGGUGAAAAUUGCCAUCCGGGACAUCAAUGACAAUGCCCCGCAGUUCCCAGUUUCCCAAAUCUCCAUAUGGGUCCCGGAAAAUGCACCUGUUAAUACCCGACUGGCCAUAGAACAUCCUGCCGUGGACCCAGAUGUAGGCACUAAUGGGGUGCAGACCUAUCGAUUACUGGACUACCACGGUAUGUUCACCCUGGAUGUGGAAGAAAAUGAGAAUGGGGAGCGCACCCCCUAUCUCAUCGUCAUGGGGGCUUUGGACAGGGAGACCCAAGACCAGUAUGUGAGCAUCAUCAUCGCAGAGGAUGGUGGCACUCCACCACUACUGGGCAGUGCCACCGUCACCAUUGGCAUAAGUGACAUCAAUGACAAUUGCCCACUCUUCACAGACUCACAAAUCAAUAUCACACUGUAUGGAAACGCUACAGUUGGCACCCCAAUUGCAGGUGUCCAAGCUGUGGAUAGAGACUUGGGGACCAAUGCUCAGAUCACCUAUUCUUACAGUCAGAAAGUUCCUCAGGCAUCUAAGGAUUUAUUUCAUCUGGAUGAAACCACUGGCGUCAUCAAACUUUUCAGUAAGAUCGGUGGCAGUGUUCACCAGACGCACAAGCUCACCAUCCUGGCUAAUGGCCCAGGCUGCAUUCCUGCUGUGAUCACUGCCCUGGUGUCCAUUAUCAAAGUCAUUUUCAGACCCCCUGAAAUUGUCCCUCGUUACAUAGCAAACGAGAUAGAGGGUGUUGUUUACCUGAAGGAACUGGAACCUGUUAGCACUCCUAUUGCUUUUUUCACCAUAAGAGAUCCAGAAGGUAAAUACAAAGUCAACUGUUACCUGGAUGGUGAAGGGCCGUUUAGGUUAUCACCCUACAAGCCCUACAACAAUGAAUAUUUGCUAGAAACCACAAAGCCAAUGGACUAUGAACUACAGCAGUUCUACGAAAUAGCUGUCGUGGCUUGGAACUCUGAAGGAUUUCACGUCAAAAAAAUGAUUAAAGUGCAACUUUUAGAUGACAAUGACAAUGCUCCUAUUUUCCUUCAGCCCCUAAUAGAGCUAACCAUUGAAGAAAACAACGCACCCAAUGCCUUUUUGACCAAAUUGUCUGCUACAGAUGCUGACAGCGGAGAGAGAGGCCAGGUGUCAUACUUUCUAGGAGCAGAUGCGCCGUCCUACUUUGCUGUAGACAGCACCACGGGAGUGCUAACCGUGUCCACCCAGCUCGACCGGGAAGAGACAGAGAAGUACAGGUACACCGUCCGAGCUGCCGACUCCGGGAAGCCCCCCAGAGAAUCAGUUGCCACCGUGGUGCUCACCGUGUUGGAUAAAAAUGACAACAGCCCCCGGUUUAUCAACAAGGACUUCAGCUUUUUUGUGCCCGAAAACUUUCCAGGAUAUGGUGAAAUUGGAGUAAUUAGUGUAACAGACGCUGAUGCCGGCCAAAAUGGAUGGGUGGCCCUUUCGGUGGUGAACCAGAGUGAUAUUUUUGUCAUAGACACUGGAAAGGGGAUGCUGAGGGCCAAAGUCUCUCUGGACAGGGAGCAGCAAAGUUCCUAUACUUUGUGGGUGGAAGCUGUUGAUGGCGGUGAGCCCGCCCUCUCCUCUACGGCGAAAAUCACGAUUCUUCUGCUCGACAUUAAUGACAACCCUCCUCUGGUCUUAUUUCCUCAGUCAAAUAUGUCCUACUUGUUGGUUCUGCCUUCUACUCUCCCUGGCUCCCCAGUGACAGAGGUCUACGCCGUGGACAAAGACACAGGCAUGAAUGCCGUCAUAGCUUACAGCAUCAUAGGGAGAAGAGGUCCGAGGCCUGAGUCCUUUCGGAUUGACCCCAAAACUGGCAACAUUACUUUGGAAGAGGCAUUGCUGCAGACAGAUUAUGGGCUCCACCGCUUGCUGGUCAAAGUGAGUGACCAUGGCUACCCAGAGCCUCUCCACUCCACAGUCAUGGUGAACCUAUUUGUCAAUGACACGGUCAGUAAUGAGAGCUACAUUGAAAGUCUUUUAAGAAAGGAACCAGAUAUUAACAUAGAAGAGAAAGAACCGCAAAUCUCCAUAGAACCAACUCAUAGAAGGGCAGAGGCUGGGUCAUGCAUGCCCACUUUGGUAGCUCUAUCUGUAAUCAGUUUGGGUUCUAUCACACUUGUAACAGGCAUGGGUGUUUACAUCUGUUUAAGGAAGGGGAAAAAACAUCACAGGGAAGGUGAAACUUUGGAAGUACAAAUGCCACUGAAAGGAAAAAUUGACUUGUGUAUGAGAGAGAGGAAACCGGUGGAUAUUUCUAAUAUUUGACAGUCUAGUGUGCACAACUCAGAGAGGUGUUUUAAAUGAAUUUGGGUAGCCUCCCCCCACUAAGCACGAGUGGUUAGUGGCAAGUCCAGUGACGGACAACUAAUUUAUAACUUGUUCUAUAUUGUAAAUAGCUGUUUACAGGUUUUUAAAAUUUGAAUUCAGAUGUUAUAAAAUGUGUACAGCAUUUUUUAAUGAAAAUUAGUACUAACAGCAGUAGAAUUGUGAUAAAAAUGCUGGGCCAUCAUUUGCCGCUUUCAAACAUUAAGCAGAUGAUUGAUAAAAUCAGAGAGAAAGGUAGGAGUAUGGUACCUUGUCAUUAUUUUGUCUAAAAGUCCUUUAACCACAAGAGGGCAUCAGUUGCCCCUUUGCAGGGAAUUGUUUGCGAUAUUGUACAUGCAGGUGUUGUACAUGAAAUUAAUGAGAGUCUAUUUUAAAUAUAUUGUUUUUAACAUUUAACAAAUAUAAAAUCAAAGUAAAUUUAAUUUGCCCUUCUUAAAUGUAUGAUAAGAGGGAAAAGAAAUGCACUUGUAAACAGAAUGUUUAUUACCUCAUAAGUACAUCAUGUAUCAUUUGAAAGAAAGAGCAUUAAAAAAUAACUUAAUUAUUUUUAGCAAGGACAUAAAAAAAUUCUUUGUAUGAUUUAAAAGUUUCUACUUGCUAAAGAGCACCUCAUUUCCUGUGUAUUCCAACCGUGUUCAGUUUGCUUCACCACUGCACUUGCUAUUAUUAUAGGAGGAAAUACAUCACUUCUUCCUUACAGAAAAUGUAACUAGAAAUUGUACCAAGAACAACAGCCAGAAGCAAAGAAAUGUUUCCCUCCUCAGUUGCUUCGUAGAUGUUGAUGACCUUAUGGUGUUUUCAUAGCUUGUGAAUCAUACCUUAAACACAGGCUGCAUAUUAGAUUUUUAUAGGCUUAAGCUUCUCCAUCAAAUAAGAUGAACAUUACUCUCAGUCGGUCUCCUUCUAGAAGCUGGUGCAAUCUGCCGGUCAUUUCAGUGGGGCAUUUCCUAGGACCGUUAUAUUUCUGUUGUUUAGGUUUGUUGGCUGCCGUUUCUGGCUUUCCUUCUUGCCUUUGGACUAAGUCCAAGAGUUGAUGUGUCAGCCCAGGAGCAGAUUUCUUUGAUCAUUUAGCCUUUUCUGCAUCUUUAGCAAUGCAUGAGUCUAGUUCAUCAGUGCCUAAUCCCUUUUAAUUCAUUGUGUGAGCUGGACAUUUUUAUUUUUUAUGAGAGCUGUUACAAAUUUAUCUGUAUAAACAAGGAAUGUGUUAGCUUAAGUUGGACUGUUUUACUUUUGUCAUCACGUGUCUGUACUGUACCCAAAGUGUUUAUAUGUCUGCAAAUUAAAGCUAUAUAUUUUCAUAA
Messenger RNA from Echinops telfairi (small Madagascar hedgehog), 4223 nucleotides. It is a transcript of the gene PCDH20, whose product is annotated as protocadherin 20. Lineage: Eukaryota; Metazoa; Chordata; Mammalia; Afrosoricida; Tenrecidae. The record is from RefSeq and is a predicted model, not a curated record. Gene Ontology annotation, molecular function: calcium ion binding. Gene Ontology annotation, biological process: homophilic cell-cell adhesion. Gene Ontology annotation, cellular component: plasma membrane. The transcript is spliced from 2 exons. The coding region runs from base 1 to 2862 and encodes 953 amino acids.